Molecule: messenger RNA, 1015 nt
Organism: Diorhabda sublineata
Lineage: Eukaryota; Metazoa; Arthropoda; Insecta; Coleoptera; Chrysomelidae
Gene: NC2alpha
Product: dr1-associated corepressor homolog
Exons: 5
Coding region: 88-876 (262 amino acids)
Biological process (GO): transcription by RNA polymerase II; positive regulation of transcription by RNA polymerase II; negative regulation of transcription by RNA polymerase II
Cellular component (GO): negative cofactor 2 complex; nucleus
Molecular function (GO): protein heterodimerization activity; transcription corepressor activity; transcription coactivator activity
Source: RefSeq, a predicted model, not a curated record
GAUACCAACUGUUAAAUACAAAAUAUCUAGACUCUAACCUACUGUAAACUUGUUGACAUUAAACAUUGUUCAGUAAUUAAUAAAAAUAUGCCAUCAAAAAAGAAAAAAUAUAAUGCAAGGUUUCCAGCUGGUAGAAUAAAAAAAAUUAUGCAAACAGACGAAGAAGUUGGAAAAGUAGCACAAGCUGUACCAGUUAUAAUCUCUAGAACAUUGGAAUUGUUUGUUGAAUCACUUUUAACAAAAUCUAUGCAAAUAACGCAAGCAAGAAAUGCUAAAACGUUGACUCCGUCCCAUAUGAAACAGUGUAUCUUGUCAGAAAGUCGUUUUGAUUUUUUGAAAGAUCUAGUUAAAAAUGUUCCAGACGCUAGUGUUCAGGAAGAUAAUGAAAACAAUGCUUUAUUCGAGGAGGGUUCUUUUCAAAAAGAAGAAGCUUUUGUAGAUGAACCAAGUCAAAGUUUAGUUAGUACUAGUUAUAAGAACCGAACGACGAAAGGAAGUAUCCAAGAAAAAAAUAUCCCAUGUACAGAAGUUCACCCGUCGUCUCCCAGUACAGAAGAUAACGAACAAAGUUCGUCGACGAGCAGAACACCCGUUAUACAAUAUGGACCUAAAAUAGUAAAUGCCGAAAGUACCAAGAUAAAUUUUUCAGUUAAUAACCUGUUAAAACCCGAUGAACCAAAACUGCACAUAACGAUAGCUUCCGAAGAAUUACCUACCGUUCCCCAACUAACAACUACAAGCAGAUCUUCAAGUAAUUUAUCGAUUAGUAAAGUGAAUCCUAACGAUAACGUACCACCUUUACUACCUAUUACUAACCGUGUCAGUCAAAAUAGCAACGAUAAUAGUUUAUAUAUUGACGAAGAUUAUGAUAAUUGAAGAAUGUAAUGGCAAUGAAGAGGAUAACAGAUUUUCACGCUUGGUUAUGAGAUGGUAGCACGAUAUAAAGGGUGUCAUAUGGAAAUUUACAUACUUCUUCGGACUAGGGUCCCUCAGAAGUAAAUAAACUUAAUCGAUC